Messenger RNA from Priapulus caudatus, 856 nucleotides. RefSeq names its product transmembrane protein 222-like. The transcript has 6 exons. Bases 231 to 788 code for a protein of 185 amino acids. The record is from RefSeq and is a predicted model, not a curated record. Lineage: Eukaryota; Metazoa; Priapulida; Priapulimorpha; Priapulimorphida; Priapulidae.
ACGAGCGCUGCACAAGAGACCAUGAAAAGUCCAUUAUAAAUAAAAAAUAAACUAUUAGUAGGGCCUAUUAGUAUUAAAAUAAUACUAUAUACAUAUUCAUUGACUUUCUUGAGAGUUUCGAGCUCUUCGAACGUUGAAAUUAUCUAUGAUCAAGCAGAGGAAUUAAUUAUUUGUUCAUGAUGAAUCAACUCCAGAUUUUCCCAUGGUAACAAUAUUAUUAUCAUUUGAAUAUGGAGGACGAAGCUGAAAGGAAAGAAGGAACUGUAAAUAUGCCCAAAGCUUUUCCCACCUAUGGUGCUAUGGAUGUUGAUCACAAACGAUGUAGAUACCCCUAUUGUAUAGUAUGGACUCCAAUUCCAGUCUUGACGUGGAUUCUGCCAAUUAUUGGGCACAUGGGCAUUGCCAUGUCAUCAGGUGUCAUCAGAGAUUUUGCAGGACCUUACUUUGUUUCAGAGGACUGCAUGGCAUUUGGGAAUCCAACUAAGUAUUGGCGGUUGUCACUAGAAAAGGUACCAGGAGGACAGGCGAUGUAUGAUGCGGCAGUUUCUGAUGCCUCUGUGGAAUAUAAAGGUCACAUGCAUAAUCUGUGUUGCGAUAACUGUCACUCGCACGUUGCACUUGCGCUGGAUCUCAUGAAGUACAACAAGAGCAUGUCGUGGAACAUGGUGAAGCUCUGUUUCCUCAUGCUUGUCCAUGGGAAAUAUGUCAGUUUCAUCGGCUUUUUAAAGACAUGGUUACCUUUUCUCAUCAUGCUUGGAAUUGUCAUCACUAUGGUCUCAGUCUUAUAGACAUUCUCAAUGUUUGUAAAUAAGUUUUAUGAUUUUUACUAAAAAAAUAGAUUUACAAUGUUACAUCA